Messenger RNA from Colletotrichum chrysophilum, 2124 nucleotides. RefSeq lists its product as uncharacterized. The coding region runs from base 1 to 2124 and encodes 707 amino acids. Lineage: Eukaryota; Fungi; Ascomycota; Sordariomycetes; Glomerellales; Glomerellaceae. Gene Ontology annotation, biological process: tRNA wobble uridine modification; tRNA methylation. Gene Ontology annotation, cellular component: cytosol. The transcript has 3 exons. The record is from RefSeq and is a predicted model, not a curated record. Gene Ontology annotation, molecular function: flavin adenine dinucleotide binding.
AUGGUCGGAGGUGCAACAUAUGAAGAGGCCAAGAUGGUUGCGACCAUCAAUGCAAGCACACCCGGUGUUCGACUGGUUUUGGGCGGCACAACCGUUCAUAAUGCUUCAACGUAUCUCGAGGAAGUCGAAGAUGCUGUGUCCUCAUGGCCCGAUUCGCAGAAAAUGGGAACGAGACGGCCUUUCGACGUUGUCGUCGUAGGAGGUGGUCAUGCCGGCGCAGAAGCAUGCGCCGCCGCCGCCAGAGCCGGCGCAAAGACGGCCCUGGUCACCCCGAAAAUGGAGAAUCUCGGCACCUGCUCUUGUAACCCUUCGUUCGGCGGUAUUGGAAAGGGCAUCAUCUUGCGCGAGAUCGAUGCUCUGGAUGGAUUAGCCGGCAGAAUCAUUGACAAGGCUGGCAUCCAGUUCAAGGUCCUGAACCGUUCAAAAGGCCGCGCCGUAUGGGGCCCUCGGGCGCAAAUCGACCGAAAACUUUACCAGAGAUACAUGAGAGAAGAGCUGGAAACGUAUCCAAACUUGUCCGUUGUACUUGGCAGCGUCUCCGACAUUGUGACAGAUGUCACUCUUGAUGCUACGAGCGCGGCGAAAAACAGGAUUACCGGUGUACGUCUGGAGUCUGGCGAAGUCCUCCCUACCACCCAGGUCAUCAUCACAACCGGCACGUUCCUGAGCGGCGAGAUACACAUUGGUAUGGAAUGUUACCCGGCAGGUCGCAUCGGAGAGGAUGCCUCGUAUGGUCUGAGCAAGUCGCUCAAGGACGCGGGCUUUAGCCUAGGAAGGCUGAAGACGGGCACACCGCCUCGUAUUGCCAAGGACAGUAUCAACUACUCAAUAUUGGAAGAACAACCAGGGGACGAUCCACCCCUACCCUUCAGCUUUCUGAACAGUCAGGUCGCUGUGCAGGAUCAGAUGCUCUGCUACAUCACUUACACGAAUGAAACAACACACGCAAUUGUCCGCGAAAAUCUGGACAAAACAAUACACAUUCGGGAAACCAUUAGGGGUCCCAGAUACUGCCCAUCCUUGGAAGCCAAGAUUGUCCGCUUCUCUGACAAGGAAAGGCACAUCGUGUGGCUGGAGCCCGAGGGUUUUGACAGCGACGUGAUUUAUCCUAACGGCCUAUCGAUGACUGUCCCGCCUGAAGCUCAAGAACAGAUCCUUCGCUCAAUUAGGGGCUUGGAGCGCUCUGUCAUGACGCAACCAGGAUACGGUGUCGAAUAUGAUUACAUUGAUCCCCGGAGCCUAAAGUCUACUCUGGAGACAAAGAACAUUGCCGGCUUGUACCUGGCAGGCCAGAUUAACGGCACUACAGGUUACGAGGAGGCGGCAGGGCAAGGCAUUGUCGCUGGCAUCAAUGCUGGCCGAGCUGCUCAGGGUCUUUCACCAGCCUCUAUUUCGAGAGCAGACGGUUACAUCGGUGUUAUGAUUGAUGAUCUGAUCACCAAGGGCGUCACAGAGCCAUACAGAAUGUUCACAUCGCGAAGUGAAUACAGGCUGGCGUCUAGGGCGGACAACGCAGAUUUGAGGUUGACUAAACAAGGACGCGAAUGGGGAGUCGUCACAGACAAGCGUUGGAGCUCCUUCUCUCACGAGAAACAGCAGAUGGAUGAACUGAUGUCUCUGCUCAGGAGAACAUCAAAAGCGCCCCAAGAUUGGAUUCGUGCAGGUUUUCCUUUCAGCAAAAUAUCUGAAUAUCGCGACGCUGCUGACAUGCUCCUGUUGCGAAACGUCACGAUGGACCAAGUUGCCGCUGUUGUCCCUGGGAUCGGUGACUUCGCUGAGAACAUCAAGUCUCGGGUUCAUAUUGAGGCCAUGUACACACCCUGGGUAAAGAGGCAGGUCAGUGAGCGCAAAGUCCUCAGCCAUGAUGACAAGGUACAUCUCUCAUCAGUCGAUUACGAUGAGGUCCCAGGACUGGCUACGGCGGAAAAGAAUGUGCUGAAGGCCAUCAGGCCCGAGACUCUGGCUCAAGCUAGGAGGCUAGAAGGCAUCACCCCUGCUGGGUGCAUUCGAUUGGUUUCCUACAUCAAGAAUCAGGUCCGCAUCAAACGAGCGGAGCGCUUGGCAAAGCAGACCGGACAGUUCAAAUUAGAGAGCCCGAGGGCUUCCAUGCCUCAACUGCCUUGA